This is a messenger RNA of Annulohypoxylon truncatum, 1362 nucleotides long. Its product is annotated as glutaredoxin. The transcript is spliced from 2 exons. Gene Ontology annotation, molecular function: glutathione disulfide oxidoreductase activity. The coding region runs from base 415 to 1242 and encodes 275 amino acids. Gene Ontology annotation, biological process: cellular response to oxidative stress. Gene Ontology annotation, cellular component: Golgi lumen; fungal-type vacuole; cis-Golgi network. The record is from RefSeq and is a predicted model, not a curated record. Lineage: Eukaryota; Fungi; Ascomycota; Sordariomycetes; Xylariales; Hypoxylaceae.
GCCGCCUCAAUUCGAAAUCGUCUUGUCGGUAUCCAGUCUUUGCCAGAUCGCCAUUUCAGCCCUGUCAAAACUUCGAAUAGCCCCCCUGGUAUCAAAACCACAAGUCGGUUUCGAACUUUCUCCCUCUAAGCGCAGAUCCCGAACCUUUCCUCGUCCGUCCUAAGUAAUCAUAUUCAAAUCGACAAUUAAUUGGUAUUUUGUUCCGAUUGUUCCCAUUGACACUCUCCAAACGAUAGAGGCAUGUUUGCGCCGGCCGUCAGAUAGACGCUCGCGGACAAUCACCAAACAAAAGAAUACUUUAGCUCCUUCCGUUCGAUCGUAAAUUCGCCACCCUAACACAUCCGGGAUUUCCAUCAUAUGCGUAACCAUCAGUAAACCCUCAGUGCUCAGUCCGCCCUAAACAAUCCCUCCAUAAUGCCUUCGGCCAGAAGAGUACGCCUCCUUACGAUGGUGGCGCUAGCCGCCAUCAUUACCACCUUAUUUUUCACAUCCCAAAUGCGAUCGACCAUCCCUCACGAUAAUCGAACGGUGCAAGAUUUCUUUGGCAAGACCAUGAAUGGCCUAGGCCACCAACAAGGUAGUGGCCAAGUAGUCAUGAGCGGCAAGGGCACAACCGUCGACUCAACAGUAAAGGACAAAGACGGAGAUGGAUCCGUCGACGAGGAUGAUGAGCAAUUAGCCAAGGAGAUGUCCGAUCGGCUGCGAGCCGCCGAGCAGAAGGCCAAAGAUCUAGCCAAUGCCAAGGCACCUUUAAAACCAGAUGCGCCGAGCGAGGUCGUUGGUGUUGGAAGCUCUGCUGGAGGACAAAAGAAAGGUAGCAAGGGUUCGGGCGCAGGGACCGAUGAAGAGGAGGAAGAGUCGGACGAGGACCGCGAAGUCGAAGUGACCCUCAGCAAUAUACUAAAGAAAUCUCCAGUUGUGAUCUUCUCAAAAACAUAUUGCCCUUUUUCGAAACGUGCAAAAGGUGUUCUUCUCGAGAAAUACUCUAUCGACCCCGCCCCUUACGUCGUCGAGCUCGAUGAGCAUCCCUUGGGUAAACAAUUACAAGCCAAGUUGGGCGUCACGACUGGACGACGAACUGUACCUAAUAUCAUGAUCAACGGAAAGAGUGUCGGGGGCGGCGAUGACAUUGCCGAGCUAGACUCGAGGAAGACCCUGAUCGACAAAUUCAAGUCUAUGGGAGGAAAACGGCUAUCUAUGAAGGAGCGAUUCGUCGGGAACGCCAAGGAGAAACAAGAGUGAAGAUUACUAUCCAUCACAUCGACAACUACUUCAUCCUAGUAGGGUCAACUCGGGAACAUGGGAUAUGGAAUGCGGUAAUGUAAUUGGGCCGCCGUGAUCUGCAUGUACGGCGUUGGGGGC